CUGUCCCACGUUGUUACUUUGCAAGUUGCAUCUCUCUCUCUCUCUCGCUCUCUCUCUCUCUCUAGCACAACCGUUUUUUGUUCACCGGAAAUUCGACUGAUCGUGCUCUCCGCCGAUCCCGCCGCCAUGAGUUCCGGCGAACUUCUCCAGAUAUACCCUCAGGAGCUGCAAUUUCCCUUUGAAUUGAGGAAGCAGAUCUCAUGCUCUUUGCAGUUGUCUAAUAAGUCAGAUAAUUAUGUUGCUUUCAAGGUUAAGACUACAAAUCCUAAGAAGUAUUGUGUUAGGCCUAACACUGGAGUUGUGUUGCCUAGGUCUACUUGUGAUAUUAUAGUUACGAUGCAAGCGCAAAAAGAGUCACCUCCUGACAUGCAAUGCAAAGAUAAGUUUCUCCUUCAAAGCGUAGUUGCAAGCCCUGGAGCAACCACAAAAGAUAUCACUCCAGAAAUGUUUAAUAAAGAGUCCGGCUAUGAGGUUGAAGAGGUCAAAUUGAGAGUUGUUUAUGUUGCUCCUCCUCAACCACCAUCCCCAGUUCGAGAAGGAUCUGAUGAAGAUUCGUCUCCUCGAACAUCUGUAUCAGAAAAUGGGCAUUCAAGUGCUGUGGAAUUUCAGGCUUCGAAGGCGUUCAAUGAACGGGUAGAACAGCAGGAUACCUCAUUUCAGGGAAGAACCCUUAUUUCAAAGGUAACUGAGGAGAGGAAUUCUGUUAUUGAGCAAAAUAAAAGGCUUCAACAAGAACUGGAGCUUUUGAGGCGUGAAGCGAACAAAAGCCACGGCGGUAUACCCUUUAUCUAUGUAGUUAUUGUUGGCUUGGUCGGCAUCCUUUUGGGUUUCCUAUUGAAGAGGACAUGACAUGUGAUUGCAAGAUUGGCCAAAAAUGAUCAAUUUGUAGAAAGCAAUGAGAAGAAAAAUGUGUGAAAACCAAUUAUUGUCGUGUUGUUGUCUUGUAUUGCUCUUAGAAAUUUGAAAUGUGUGAUGAGAAAAUAGGUACCUCUUACUAUCAUCAGAAUAGCAAUCAUAGAGACAGUAGACAAGGUUGGUGAAAUCUAUAUCAUGGGAAUAUGUUGUUAUUUGAUGUGGCACAUGUGAUUAUAUUUCUCACAUUGCUCCACUUGGUGUUGCUGGUUGUCCUAAUGCAUAGUUGUCUUGAUGCAUAGUUAUUGACACUAAGAAAGUGACUUUCUCUAUGAUAAUAAUAAUAUAUACACUAAUUUAAAGUUAUAAAUA
This is a messenger RNA of Cicer arietinum (chickpea), 1224 nucleotides long. Its product is annotated as vesicle-associated protein 1-2. Gene Ontology annotation, cellular component: plasma membrane; endoplasmic reticulum membrane. Gene Ontology annotation, biological process: endoplasmic reticulum membrane organization. Lineage: Eukaryota; Viridiplantae; Streptophyta; Magnoliopsida; Fabales; Fabaceae. The record is from RefSeq and is a predicted model, not a curated record.